This is a messenger RNA of Cannabis sativa, 2626 nucleotides long. Its product is annotated as receptor-like serine/threonine-protein kinase SD1-8. NCBI's taxonomy places the organism in Eukaryota, Viridiplantae, Streptophyta, Magnoliopsida, Rosales, Cannabaceae. The transcript has 7 exons. Bases 123 to 2492 code for a protein of 789 amino acids. Gene Ontology annotation, biological process: carbohydrate metabolic process; protein phosphorylation. Gene Ontology annotation, molecular function: ATP binding; protein kinase activity; chitin binding. The record is from RefSeq and is a predicted model, not a curated record.
UGACAGACAAUUUGGCUCCCGAACUUGACACUAAAACUCUUUUCACACGUUUAAGAGUUGAAAACGUUGGUUAAUGUCAAUGAUACAUUAUUAUAAUAUACCAGAAGAUCUUACCAUAGUUCAUGAUUGCUUCAUCAUUCUCCAAUAUGGCUUUCAAACUUGCUAGUCUCCUUUUCUUUCUGUUGUUUUUUAAUCAGUGUUCGACCUCAAAAUCUUGGUUGAAAAUCGGUUAUUACGAUUCACAAACAGAGCUCCCUGUUUCAGAUAUCAACUCUGCUCUUUUCACUCACUUAAUCUUUGGUUUUGUUUCUGUAAAUGUUUCCUCGUACCAGCUCUAUAUUAAUGCCUCUAGCUCAGAAAAGUUCUCUACAUUCACCAAUCUUGUCAAGCUUAAAACCCCAUCUGUAAAAACCAUUAUGUCCAUCUGGGUUGGUGAAAAUCAAGAUUCAAACUUUCUCUCAGCGCUAACCAAGUCUUCCUCUAGAAAAUCCUUUAUCGAAUCUUCAAUAAGAACAGCUAGGCUUAAUGGGUUUGAUGGGCUAGACCUUUAUAGUGUGCCACCAAGCUCGAGCUUGGAGAUGACAAUUUUGAGAACCCUUUUGGGAGAGUGGCGAGCUGCCAUAGAUUCUGAGUCAAGAAAAAAGAACCAGUCGAAGUUGCUCUUGGUGAUGGUGAGUCAUAUCAUGCCGAGUUUGAACUCAGUGAGUUACCCGAUUGACGCGAUGAAGAAGAACUUGGAUUGGGUUCAUGUUAAAUCGUACGACUACUAUAUGCCAACAACAUCAAAGUUCUCUAACCCUCAUGCUGCUUUGUAUGAUCCAUUCAACCAAGUGAUUAACACCAAUAGUGGAAUUCACGAGUGGUUGAACAGAGGAUUUCCAGCAAGUAAACUGGUCUUGGGAUUGCCUUAUAUUGGCUACGCUUGGACCCUUGCAAACCCAAAUGAUUAUUCAAUUGGGGCUCCAUCAACAGGUCCAGGAAUCACCUUAGACGGGUCUAUGUUCUAUAAUUUCUUAAAGUGGUACAUAGGAAGUAAUGGGUAUGGUGUAAAGUCUUUUUACAAUGAUACUUAUGCGGUAAACUUCUGCAAACUAAGGGAAAACUUUAUUAGCUUUGAUGAUGUUGAGGCUAUCAAGGCUAAAGUUUCCUAUGCAAAGAAGAUGAAUCUUAUGGGCUAUUUUGUGUUUCAUGUAGGAAACGAUAACAACUGGGUUCUCUCCAAAGCAGCUCUUGAGGGAGAUGGAGAUCAGCAAGGACUGAAGCAUCGACUAUUGACCAUUUUUCUAGUUACAACUGCUAUGAUUAUUCUUUUGCUGGCAACCAUCUUGUGUUUAUUACAAAGAAGAGCACUCAAUUCAACAGCUUGUUUGGCUGUAGGGAUUAUGAAUAUCAUUAAAAGGUCAAUUUAUAAACUCAAAAUCAGAUUAGCUACUGAUCAUCGAGGCAGCGAUGCCUCUAAUCUGCAAGUACUUAGUUAUUCAACUGUUAAGGCAGCUACAGAUAACUUCUCAAAUCAAAAUAAGCUUGGAGAGGGAGGAUAUGGACCUGUAUACAAGGGUACUUUGAGGACAGGACAAGAAAUUGCAGUGAAGAGACUUUCGAAAACAUCAAAUCAAGGUUUCGAAGAGUUUGAGAAUGAAGUUAAGCUGACUGCAAACCUGCAACAUGUAAACCUUGUUAGAGUGCUGGGAUAUUGCAUAGAGAGGGACGAAAAGAUGCUUAUCUAUGAAUACAUGUCGAACAAUAGCUUGGAUCACUACCUCUUUGAACUAAUGGCUAAUGCAGAUCAAACCAAAAGGCAUCUUUUAGAUUGGAAGAAACGUGUCUGCAUUAUUGAAGGAAUUACACAAGGUCUUUUGUAUCUCCAAGAAUACUCGAAUUUUCCUAUUAUACACCGGGAUGUAAAAGCUAGCAACAUUUUGCUAGAUAAUCAAAUGAAUCCAAAGAUUUCAGACUUUGGUUUGGCCAGAAUGUUCAGAAAAGAUGAAUUUGAAGCAAUCACUGGUCGGAUUGUUGGAACAUAUGGUUAUGUACCCCCUGAGUACAUUAGGAAAGGCAUAUAUUCAAUGAAAUAUGAUGUUUAUAGCUUCGGUGUUCUGCUUCUCCAAAUCAUAAGUGGCAAGAGAAAUACUAGUGACUAUGGUCUGAAUGAAAAUCUACACCUUUUGGAAUAUGCAUAUGAACUGUGGAAAGAAGGUCUUGGAGCACAAAUCGUUGAUCAAACACUAGAUGACUCUUCGUCAACUUGCAAAAUAGAAAGAUGCAUGCAGAUAGCUCUACUGUGUGUGCAGGAAAGUCCGGUUGAUAGGCCAUCCAUGUUGGAGGUUUUAUCGAUGCUCAAGAAUGAAGCUGCAGCCAUCAUUAGUCCUAAGAAACCUGCAUUCUCCAUUAAUGAAAGUGGUGAGUUAAAUAAAGAAUGUUGUCUAUGCAGAGCAAGAGGAGAGCUCUAUUCUAUUGAUGAUGCAACAAUUUCGCUGUUACAACCCCGUUGAGGGUGCAAGUAGGCAUAUACAAAAUUGUAAAUGAGAUUGUUACUAGUCUAGUUCUUAAAAUAUUGACUUGUGAGAUGAUGACUAUGCAGUUAUUGUCUAUUCUAUGGUACAUAAUGAUGAACAUUGUCACUAAA